This is a messenger RNA of Penicillium salamii, 870 nucleotides long. NCBI's taxonomy places the organism in Eukaryota, Fungi, Ascomycota, Eurotiomycetes, Eurotiales, Aspergillaceae. The record is from the annotation of a GenBank genome assembly.
AUGUCCGAUCAAAGCGAAUACCCGUCCGAGUCCAUGCCCGACCAAGAUAACGGUCUCCGACCACUUUCCAAUGUGGACGAUUUGUCUCUUGGGAACAACGUCGAUCUUGCUCGUAUCAUGAACCGUGCUGGUAUUGCACUUCCCAAUGGCUUCCCGCUGGAUGACGAUGACGACGAUGAUGAAGUGGACGAAGAUUACGUAGCAAUUGAUCAAGAUGAGGGCCAGGACUACCCAUACUGGUUCCGCCGCCCGCAUACCCAGAACCGCACAAAGCUGGAUGAACUGCAUCCCUUCGUCCAAUUGCUGUCUGUGUCAAAUGUUGACGACUGUGUGAAGGUGGAGAACGCUUUCCCGGAAGCGGAGCGUUGCUCGUAUGAUAAGUUCAUCUACCGUCUCACUAGAUGCCCCGAGCUGAGUCUUGGUCUGUUCACUCUCCCUCUCCUCGCAGAGGGAGAGACCAAGCCUCGCCCGACCCUUGUCGGGCAUAUCAUUGCCACUCGCACCUCAGAGCCUUCCGUGACAGAUCGCUCCAUGCGACUUCCAGCCAACUGGCAGAAUGAGCGCUGGUCUUUCGAGGACGAAAAGGCGGUUGGUCAUGAGGAAGGAGGCAGCACAAUCGCCAUCCACUCUCUUGCCGUGGAACCAGAGCACCAGGGCAAGCAGGUCGGCAGCACUCUCAUGAAAUCAUACAUCCACCGCAUUCGGGAGGCCCAGAUUGCGGACCGUAUUGCCAUCAUUGCUCACGACCACCUGGUGCCGUUCUACGAGUCCUUCGGCUUCGAGUCUCAUGGCCCCAGCAAGUGUCAGUUUGGCGGCGGUGGUUGGGUUGAUAUGAUCUUGGAGUUUGGUCCCGAGCCAAUGGAUGAUUAA